This is a messenger RNA of Pecten maximus, 2097 nucleotides long. RefSeq names its product bile acid-CoA:amino acid N-acyltransferase-like. The transcript has 9 exons. The record is from RefSeq and is a predicted model, not a curated record. Lineage: Eukaryota; Metazoa; Mollusca; Bivalvia; Pectinida; Pectinidae. Bases 268 to 1638 code for a protein of 456 amino acids. Gene Ontology annotation, molecular function: fatty acyl-CoA hydrolase activity. Gene Ontology annotation, biological process: acyl-CoA metabolic process; fatty acid metabolic process.
CGACCUUUGAGAGUUGCGUAAUCUCCGUGGUAGACUACGACCCGCGGUGUUGUGAUCAGGUCGUAGAUGUGAUACCGUCAGUAGGUAUUUCAGGUGCACCAAUUGUUUACACCACAAUAGAAGUAUAUACCACGACAGGCAAAGUACCCACUCGUCAAGCGAACUGUCGCUCCCGAUAUGUAAAUAACGAUAAGAAAAUGGGAAGGAAAAAUAAUAAACCGAACGAACAACAACACUGUCAACUGUCAAAAACUUCCGGAAAACAACAUGAUUAUUUCAGUGUUAAGGAAACCGCUAUAUUUUGUCAGCAAACUACGAACAGUUGGAUUUAGAUGCAUCAACACAAGAGCCAUGGACGGUGUGCAGUUGUCCAUCCGUCCAAACGAUGUACUGGUGGAUGAGAGGGUGUCUGUCCAUGUGUCUGGUCUAGCUUCAAACCAAAAAGUGACUAUAUAUUCUACAAUCAAGGGUAAUAAAGGAGAGGUUUUUGCCAGCUGUGGGUGUUACAGUUCAGGAAAGGAUGGUACAGUGGAUCUUGAGAACACACCUGCCGUAUCUGGCACAUACACAGGUACAGACGGUAUGGGGUUUAUUUGGAGUAUGUGUGCCACUUCAGGUGAGAAGCUAGGACUAAGACUGCUGCAAUCUGAUGUCACCAAACCUCAAUUAGUGAACAUUUCUGUCCACAAUGGUCACCUCUCUCUGACGGACUUGUGUCAAGGUCACUCGAAACCACCAAUGGUGUCAGAUGUGUUGAGCCGUUGGUACAAAUCUCCUGAAGUCAGCAGGAUACCGGUGAUGUCAGGAAGACUACGGGGGACUCUGUUUCUAUCCAAUGGUCCUGGGCCAUUUCCUGGUGUGAUAGAUAUGUAUGGAGCAGGAGGUGGAGUUAUGGAGCACCGGGCUGCCUUGCUAGCAUCACGAGGCUUUGCAGUUUAUGCACUGCCAUUCUUUGGAUAUCAAGAUCUCCAAAAGAGUUUCAAUGACCUUGAUCUCAACUACUUUAAGGAGGCAGUAACGUUCCUGGACACUCACACUCAUGUCCAGUCAGAUGGCAUUGGUAUCAUAGCGACCUCUAAAGGGGCAGAGCUUGGUCAGUUCCUGGCAAUCCACUGUCCUCUGGUUAAAGCCAUAGUCAGUAUUAAUGGUAUGCCCUACUUAUCAUUCUCUCCAAUCCAUGAUGGAUCGACUUCUUAUCCAAAUGCCAUAGAGUUAGAUCUUGCUCUAUAUGAGCUUUCUGAGGAAGGGAUCAUUGCCAAACCUGGCCACUGUUUCGACACUUCCAAGUUUUUCAAGGUUUGGGAAUCUGAUGUGAAAAUUCUGAAUAUCUGUGGUGGUGAUGAUAUGAAUGUACACCCAGACCUACAGCAGUUACAAGUUAAAUGCUUCCCUGCCCACAAACGAGACAACAUAGAGCUGUUGGUAUACCAGGGAGCUGGGCACCUAAUAGAUCCGCCCUUUUCUCCGCAUUGUCGAGCCUCAUUUAAUAAAUUAUUACAGAACUGUUUGGUAUGGGGAGGUAAUCCUGUAGACCAUGCCUACGCACAAGAAGACUCUUGGAGACGCAUUCUGACUUUCUUUAAUAGACAUUUACGUGAGGGACAUGCCAGCAAAGAUAGAAUUAAAAGCCUACUGUAGCUAAAAUAGGAAAGACAUAUAUGCAUUUUGGAGUAAAUCUGUUAAUUUUUGUAAUCCUGUGUAAGGAGAUUUAGAGGAAUUUUUCGAGUCAGAUGUGUUACAACAGUUCAACAAUAAUUUUGAGAUAAACGGGUCCCACAAUUAUCAUAAUAGGAGAUUGAAUAUUUGAAAUAGUUUGAAUUUCUCCGAUAGAGAAAUCUGAUUUAUGAUUAAUGAGAGUGCAUGAUGAGAUUGAUAAGCAUUGAUUUUACUUUAUUGAAGGUUACAACCGUGCAUUCACAUGUUCUUAUCUGCAUUUAUUGCUUUUUUAUGGAUAUUGUUGUUUGUUUUUUAGAUAUAUUGUACUUGAUUUGUUGAUGUAUUUUCUUAAUAUCAUAUUUUAUUUUUUGAAUCUAGAAUAAAUCAUAACACCAUAACACUCCUCUUGAUUUGUUAGUGGUGUUGUUAUGGUAACAUCUA